This is a messenger RNA of Acanthisitta chloris (rifleman), 492 nucleotides long. RefSeq names its product ankyrin repeat and death domain-containing protein 1A-like. The transcript is spliced from 4 exons. Gene Ontology annotation, molecular function: protein binding. Gene Ontology annotation, biological process: signal transduction. The annotation marks the transcript as partial. NCBI's taxonomy places the organism in Eukaryota, Metazoa, Chordata, Aves, Passeriformes, Acanthisittidae. The record is from RefSeq and is a predicted model, not a curated record.
CAAGGGAAAACAUCUCUGGAUGUUGCUGCACGAGGCAAUCACAUCAACUUGGCAGACAUGAUUAUCAAAGCCGAUCGGUUUUACAAACAGGAAAAGGACAACCUGAACCGUGACUCCAACUCAUGGCGGGCAAAGCACUUGACCUUUAAGCAAGAUCACAGGCUGGAAACACAGCACAUUCGCUCAGUCAUGUGGAGAUUAGCCACUAAGUACCUCAGACCUGGGGAGUGGAAGAAGCUGGCACAUUACUGGAAAUUCACGGAUGCCCAUGUUAGGGCCAUUGAGCAACAGUGGACAGGCACUAAAAGCUACAGAGAACAUGGCCACAGAAUGUUGCUGAUCUGGCUCCACGGUGUGAUCAUGGCAGGAGAAAAUCCAAUCAAGGGACUGUACGAAGGCCUUGUGGGAAUUGGGAGAAGAGAUUUGGCAGAAAGCAUCCGGAAAAAAGCAAAUGCAGACUCCACCUCCCCACGGAAGUGCACAGCAAUGUAA